Messenger RNA from Dendronephthya gigantea, 3740 nucleotides. RefSeq lists its product as uncharacterized. Gene Ontology annotation, molecular function: netrin receptor activity; protein binding. The transcript has 14 exons. Gene Ontology annotation, biological process: netrin-activated signaling pathway. Bases 118 to 3081 code for a protein of 987 amino acids. NCBI's taxonomy places the organism in Eukaryota, Metazoa, Cnidaria, Anthozoa, Malacalcyonacea, Nephtheidae. Gene Ontology annotation, cellular component: membrane. The record is from RefSeq and is a predicted model, not a curated record.
CACAACGCAUUUCGAACAGAUUGUUUGGAUACAAUCUUAACCAUACAACGCUAAAGCCUGAAGGACUUCAUUGAAUAUCGUCGCCGCAUCCUUUCAACUCGCCUAUAACGUACUACCAUGCGGAAAUCAAUGUCUAUCGCUAUUUGGAUUUUGGCAGUAAUAUCAAUUUCCAGGAAUGUCAACACUGAACACAACUUAGUGCAACAACAUAUCGAAAGGAAGAAAGCACUUGCACAAGACUCGCAACUCGUGGAAAUAUCGUACAUCUCAAAGCCAAGUGUAUCUGCGAUAGACGUCUCGUGUCGUGCGCCGAUUGCAGCUCUUAGUUUCAAAAUCGUGUGCCCGGCACUUGACGAUCCACCUGAUCUUGAAAAUUCCCGUAGUUCAAAUGACGCCGGCGAAUGCAACUCGGAUGACGAGUAUUUCCAAGGUCGUGGUUGUUCACACAGAGUUCGUAGAAUCCUUUCGAAGCAAGCCGAAAAUUUCGCUAAUUUCACCUGCUUUUGCUGGAUAAAAGAGCAAGCAUUGCCGGAGAAUGUAAAAAGCAAAGCUUCAGUUGAUAUUAUCAAUCAUGGGAGCGAAACAACCACAAAGACGUUUUUGCGAAGACGAAUUAACGAAGAGAAGAACAUCCAUCUUGUUUGCUCCAUAACUGGCUAUCCUCAGCCGAAAAUUACCUGGUAUAAAAAUCAGCUUCUGCUGAAUACCAGCGAGAUUACCGUCAUCAAGAACGUGAGAUAUCGACAAAAAAAUCGUAGUUUAGUCAUAAGUAGGACUGAUUUAAGUGGUUCUGGAAGUUAUCAAUGUUUAGCCAGAAAUGCUGCUGGAAUGGAGAAAGGGGGAAUUUAUGAAGUUGAAUUUUAUGAACCCGAAGCUAUCUUUAAAAAUGGAUCCAAGCGACAAAUUAAAAUUAAGACAAAUCAUUUCUCGGUCAAUCACAUUGCUACAACUGAAAUAUCGAAAAUUCCAAGCGUAACCGUCAAUACCAGGAAAACAACAGAGGACACUGUUGCCGAUUUCAUUAAAGCAAACAAUAAAACUUUGUAUGAUAACAAAGAAGAAUUAGAUAACGAAAGUGAAAAUAAAGGAAGCAAGUUUGUGCUACACCCUGCUGUGAUACCAGCAGUUGGCUCUGCAUUAUGUCUAAUUUUUUUUGCAAGUAUACUUGCUUCGAUCAAAUAUCAACUUCCAAACAUCCUUAAAAUACUGCAUGUAUUAAAUGGUGCAGAUACAAGACGGUCAAAUUCGGUUACUCGUCAUGGUCCAGACUUUUAUCCUUUUCAAGCGGCACCAGUUUACAAUAUUUACAAUCAAAAAUCCGUUCCUAACCAAGAUGAUCCACUUUAUGGUAAACUAGUGGCGUUGCCCGAUGUGAUUUCUAAACCAGAAAAGGACGACGAAAUCAUGAAUAUAUCAGGAAAUUCAAGCAUCCAGGAAUAUCAACGCGAUCCUGAAGCUUCAUUUCCUUCUUCGUCAAGUUUUCUUCGCGCUUCUAGUUUUCAUGAUCCAGAAAAAACCUGCGCUUUAAAUACACCAUGUAAACACAGUAUAACAUCGUCUGAUCUAGGUGAAACGUCAUCAAAACAGCGUGAUAUUCUGAACUCCUCCGGAUCGUUUAACUCAUUCUCUGAAUAUUAUCCACCUGAUGGAUUUACAUUCUGCCCCACAGCCGACCCCUUUUCUGAUAGUGAAAGUUUCGAUGCUACUAAAGAUGAUAUUUCAACAAACUCAAAGACGUCAGCGCUGUUGAAUGGGUUGAUUUCAGUUCCUCCAAAUGCUGAUGAAAGGUACUUUGCAAGUUCUCUGAUUAACCAUACUGGAGGUGAAGUCGCCUUACCUGGCACCGGAAUAAGAAUGGUUAUUCCAGAAGGAGCUUUAGAUUUCGGAAGAGAAGAAGUAAUUCAACUCGCAUUGACGGGAAAUUCAGAUUUUAUUCCGAAACAAUUUAGAGCCAGUAUGCUCACUCCAGUCGUAAUGUGCGGUCCACAUGGAUUACGAUUCAAAAAACACGUUCUUCUCAUCUUGCCCCACUGUCUGGCGGUUGAUGAUGAACUGCAGAGGGAUUUUAAAGUUCAUUGCAGUGACACAGCGCCAGGCGAUGUUCCUGACUGGAAAGAGGUUUUCGACGCAAGGGAAGAAGAACAAAAAGAUGUGUUCUGUCACAUGGAAAAGCAGCACUUCAGUCUCUUUGUUCAACACUUCUCGUGGUACGUAAUCGAGGGUAGAGGACGUGCAAAAAACUUCAAACUCGCAGCGUAUCAUACGAGCUUUCAUCAACCAAAUGAAGAUUUUAAAGUGAGAAUCUAUUUCAUUCCAAGUAUAAAAAAUUCCACUAUCAAUCAAGAGGACGUAGAAAAAUGUGAAAAAAAGCUCAAAGGAACUCUCUGUGAUGGCGAAAAAACAAAGAUAUUUUAUGAAAACAGCGGUGAUAUCAAAAUCAAGGCCCUUGAAGUCAGUGAAGGAUGGAAGAUACGAGGAGAAAGUACACAGAUUGGAGGGUAUGAAGAAUUGUGCCACUGCCACGAAGCUGCAUCUCCCAACCUGACUUUUGUCUUUGAACACGUGGAUGAGAGACCGAAAAAAAUCUUUUGCAAGUUCAGGGCUACUCAAGAUGCUUGUAAAUUUGAUAAACCUGUUGAUAUUACCCUGUCGGUGAAUUUUAAGGCGGAGAUCAAAAGAGCACAAAUGAACGCGUCUACCGAAGCUGGAUUUUCCUCUGUGUCUUCCUCAGGCUACGCUGGAUCCGGUGAAAACACAACCGUGGCAUUCAUUCCGACAAGACUUCGUAAAGACUUGAGAGAGUUGUUAGAUGUAGAAAUUGUCGGUAUCGAAAAUUAUACGAUGUUAGCAGAUCGCUUGGGUUAUGACCUGCAGUUCAUACGAUGGUUGGGGUCGCCGAAAAUACAAAGUCCAACAGAUACGCUUCUCAUGAAAUGGGAGAAUGAUCAGGGAAGCAGAAGUCCGAGAGAUGCAUUACGUCAUCUUCAAGAAACACUUUCCAAAAUGAAUAGAGUGGACGCUGUGGAGAAAAUACAGGAAUGUUUCGAUGAAUUUCUUAUCGGAAAGGAAACGACGGUGUGAAGUUGAUUAGAGCUGCACAAACGACGGUAGCUUAUUAGACUUUCGCCCUCUUCCGUCUUGAAUUCUAAGAAACGACUAACCUCAGAAACACGUCAUUCGAUUUUUUCAGGGGUAAUCCUAAGAAAAAGAUCAGAACUGCCCAUUUUAUAGCUGCUUUAAGGUCCAACAUGCGUUGUUGGCACGAGUCUUCCUCUCCAUUGUAAUGGAUAGCGCAGCAUUCUGAGAACACUUUCGAGAAAAAAAAAUUAAUAUAACGAAAAAUCAAUAGUAAAUUUUGUGAAAUCACAAUUAUUAAUCUGGGAAGUAACUAAGUCCAGUUCUUCAUCGAUGCUUCCUAUUUUCUUUAAAAUAAACUAUAUUGGGAAUUCAACAUUUUAUAUUCAAAACUCAAUUUUUAGAACUGCCUAUUUUAGGCUUUAGAACUACUCAUUUUCCAAUUAAACCUGCCAUGCAUUUUGGAAAAUGGGAGGACUUAGGAUGACCCCUGGGCUUUUUACUUUGUCGUGGACAAACUUUGCGUUGAUAUACGUAAGUGUAAAUAAGUGUAAAUCCAUAGGCGAAGAGAUUUUCAGGAUAAGUUUUCUCGACGCAUUUUUUGAUCUUGUAAAAAUUAAUCAGGCUUAUUUUUAUGUUUUUUUGCUUAAAUGUUUUAUAUUUCA